Molecule: messenger RNA, 306 nt
Organism: Phycomyces blakesleeanus NRRL 1555(-)
Lineage: Eukaryota; Fungi; Mucoromycota; Mucoromycetes; Mucorales; Phycomycetaceae
Exons: 1
Coding region: 1-306 (101 amino acids)
Source: RefSeq, a predicted model, not a curated record
AUGACCCACAAUGUCUUCUACGUGAUGACCUUGAAGAUGACGAACACCCAUUCUGAGUACGUUUUUGUAAAAAAAAAUUGGCAUCAAAUCACAACCAGGUUUCUGGACACUUCUGCCUCUCUCAAGUUUGACUGCCUCCUCCCCCUCCCCUAUUCUCCGCAGUCGGUCAAAGCCCGCAAUACCACUGUACCAUCAUAUAUUGUUCUGGGAUGCACUCUUGGUGCUAAAUGGGAAGCAGCGAUCUUGGGGGACGGGGGUAAUAACACCGCGCAAUUUAAGGUGACUUCUAGUCCGAUGUCCGGUUAA